UCGGUUGGGAGCAGCCUCCGUCGAAACACGCAUCUCUCUCGAACCAUGGGGAAUUCAUCGAGUACGCCCAAGAUAUCCGCCCAGGAUAGGGCUAUCCUUGACAUGAAGAACCAACGCGAUAAGCUACACCAGUACCAGAAGCGCAUUACCAUCAUUACCAACAGAGAGAAAGAGAUAGCCAAGGAGUGCUUGCGGAAUGGCGACAAGAAACGCGCUCUCCUGGCCUUGAGGAAGAAGAAGUACCAGGAGUCGUUGCUCGCAAAGACAGACCAGCAAUUGGCCCAACUCGAGACUCUCACCAGUGACGUCGAAUUCGCCCUAGUUCAGAAAGAUGUCGUCUUUGGCUUGCAGCAAGGUACAAAGGUUCUGAAAGAGAUCCACAAGGAGAUGGGAGGUCUCGAACGUGUCGAGCUCAUCUUGGGCGAGAACGAAGAGGCACAGGCAUACCAGAACGAGAUCAAUGACAUGCUCGGCACGAGAAUGACUAACCAAGAGGAGGACGAGGUCGAAGACGAGCUCGAGGCCCUGGCAGCAGAAGCAAACAAGCAGAGGAUGCCGAGUGCAGCAGAAGAGGGUGUUAUUGCACCCAUGCCGAAUGCUCCCACGGACGCGCCCAAAGAGACGACGAAAGAAAGAGCGGCAAGGCGAGCAAGAGAGCGAGAGACGGAGAAUGGCGCCGAGCCUAUACUUGCAUAAGACAUGAGGCAUGAGACACGCAAUGAUUGCAUAACGGUGGUUUUGUUGGUUUUACAUAUGUUCAAUACCCAAUAGUCUGUUUUUUCCUUCA
Aureobasidium pullulans EXF-150 is the source of this 787-nucleotide messenger RNA. Its product is annotated as charged multivesicular body protein-like protein 6. The record is from RefSeq and is a predicted model, not a curated record. NCBI's taxonomy places the organism in Eukaryota, Fungi, Ascomycota, Dothideomycetes, Dothideales, Saccotheciaceae. Gene Ontology annotation, cellular component: ESCRT III complex; multivesicular body. The transcript has 3 exons. Bases 46 to 696 code for a protein of 216 amino acids. Gene Ontology annotation, biological process: late endosome to vacuole transport via multivesicular body sorting pathway; vesicle budding from membrane.